AUGUCCGAAGCACGGGUACAAGCUAUUUUCAACAUUGAGCCGUUCGAACCGUCUAUGAAUUGGGAACGAUGGGUAAGACGGUUGGAAGGCGUGUUCAAAUUAUUCAAAGUUGAGGACGACAACAAAGUCCCGUAUUUAUUACAUUACAUUGGUGCGUCGGCUUUCGACGUAAUAAGCAAUAAGUGUGCACCGGACGAUCCGUAUACGUGCACCUACAGAGAUUUGGUCGAGAAGCUCAGGCAAUUCUACGCUCCUGCCCCGCUUGAGAUUGCAGAAAACUUUCGUUUUCACCAGAGGCGUCAAAAAGAAGGAGAAAGUAUACUGCAGUACGUUGCAGCCCUACAACAAUUAAGUUUAAAUUGCAACUUCGGCGUUUACUUGAAGACGGCGCUACGUAACCAGUUUGUUUUUGGCGUUACGAGUACGAGGAUACAGUCAAGAUUACUUGAAACAGAGGAUUUGACCUUCGACAAGGCUGUGGAGCUGGCAACGGGCAUGGAAAUGUCGGCAAAAGACACCGAUCAACUACAAGGAUCAACAGCAACGGUUCAAGUCGCGGAUAACAAGAAAUUCCAAAGACGAUCAUCAAAUUACCAGCCUAAACAUACGAAGAAAACGCAGCAGCCACGUUCUAUACAUACACCUACAAACUCUAAAAACCCUAGUAAUACUAAUUAUAGCAAUUCUAAAAAUAUUUCAUGUUUCAGAUGCGGAAAAGGGCAUUUAGCCACAAAAUGUAAUUUAAACCGAAAUAUUCGAUGCGCUGCUUGCGGGGUUCAAGGUCAUCUCCAAUCGGGCUGUUUCAAAAAUAAAGGACAAACACAUAACGUCGAGGAAAUUCUAUACAACGCUACAGACAACGACGUACUACAAUUAGAGCAAGCGAGACACAGAGACAAAUUUCUUGCUAAACUUCAGGUAAAUAAUAAGAUUUUAGAGUUCGAAGUAGAUAGCGGUGCGGCUGUUACGAUCGCAAAUAAAACCCAUAUGCUUAAAUUGUUUCCAAGUUCGACCAUACAACCGACUACGCUUAAAUUAACUACGUAUUGUAAAAAUACACUGAAAACGGAAGGCUACAUAACAGUACAUGUCCAAUACGGUAAUAUGGUACACCAGUUAAAUAUAUAUCUUACAAAUGUAAGUAGAAUACCAUUGUUAGGGCGCGAAUGGUUACGCCAAUUAUUAAAUGAUACAGAAUUACGUAAAAUUUCUUUAAACCAUUGUACAAUAAAUGCGAUUGAAACCGAUAAGAAGGUACAAUUAAAUACGAUCUUACAGAAAUGCAAAGAGAUUCUCGAGCCAGGUCUUGGUCGCAUUACAAAUAAACAAGCACGUUUAACGCUUAAAGAUAAUGCUAAGCCUAUAUACGUGAAACACCGUACAAUUCCUUUCAAAUUAUUGCCAUUAGUAGAAAAAGAAAUACAAAAUUUAGAAGCAACGGGAAUUCUAAAAAAAGUUAAUACCUCGGAGUGGGCUACACCGAUAGUUCCGGUCUUAAAAAAAGAAGGCACCGUUAGAAUUUGCGGAGAUUAUAGUAUUACAACCAACCCGAACUUGAUAGUGGAUGACCACCCAUUACCAACAAUCGAUGAACUUUUCGCGUCUAUGGCGGGUGGUACUACUUUUACAAAAAUUGAUCUCCGACAAGCUUACUUACAAUUAGAAGUCAGGGAAGAAGAUCAAGCGUUACUUACAUUAAAUACACCCUGGGGAUUAUACAAACCUACGAGACUAAUGUACGGAAUUGCCUCUGCACCAGCUAUAUGGCAGCGUGAAAUUGAAAAUAUUUUAAAGGGGAUUCCGGGAGUUACGGUUUUUCUCGAUGAUAUUAAGAUUACUGGCACUAGUGAUGCAGAACACCUGCACAGGCUAGAAUUAGUUUUCCAAAGACUAAACGAAUACAACAUUAAAAUUAAUUUAGAGAAAAGUACUUUCUUUACAAAUCAAAUUAAAUAUUGCGGUUACAUUAUUGAUAAAAAUGGAAUACAUAAGGAUAGUGAAAAGAUCGAAGCUAUAGAGAAAAUGCCUACUCCCCGUAACGUAUCAGAAGUACGAUCUUUCAUAGGUUUCGUAAACUAUUACGGUCGUUUCAUUAAGAAUCUUAGUUCAAUAUUACACCCAUUAAACAAGUUAUUACAUAAGGAGUCAAAAUUCAUUUGUUCCAAAGAAUGCGAAGUAGCUUUCAGAAAUGCAAAACGAACUUUUCAAAGCAACGAGAUAUUAGCUCAUUAUGACCCUAAACUGCCACUAAUUUUAGCUACCGAUGCAAGUUCUUACGGCGUGGGAGCAGUAUUAUCCCACGUUUAUCCGGAUGGUAGCGAAAGGGUCAUACAAUAUGCUUCAAGUACAUUAAAUGAUACACAAAAGAAAUACGCUCAAAUCGAUAAAGAGGCGUAUAGCAUUAUCUUUGGCGUUAAGAAGUUUCACCAGUACCUCUACGGGAACAAGUUCACUUUAUAUACAGAUCACAGACCCUUAGUACACAUAUUCGCCCCUUCGAAAAGUUUACCGAUAUACAGUGCAAUGCGUAUGCAACAUUAUGCGUUAUUUUUAAGAGGUUUCAACUAUACGAUUAAGUACAAAAAUACAAAAUUACAUAGUAAUGCCGAUUGUUUGUCUAGAUUACCAAUUGCAAACCAAAAUAAUACUACACACGACGUAGUCGACAUACACCAAAUAGAUACGAUACAAUCAUUGCCUGUUACAUUUAACGAACUAAUAGAAGCGACGAAACAAAACGCGUCUUUAAAACAAAUAGUACACGCGAUAGAAACUGGUACGUCAUUACCUAAAAAUGAUAAAUUCCGCGGUAAAGAAGUGGAAUUCAGUGUCAAAAAUGGAGUCCUUCUGCGGAGACAUAGGGUAGUCAUACCAAAAAUGUUGCAACCUAAGAUACUAAAAGAAUUACACAAUGGACAUUUUGGAAUUGUAAAAAUGAAAAUGUUAGCACGUAGUUACGUUUGGGUGGACAGAAAUAAUCCACCAAAGAUUAAACAUACUUGGGAGCCUGCUACUUUUCCCUUUGAACGCGUACAUAUUGACAUUGCAGGACCAUUUAAAGGGCAUAAUUUCUUAAUAAUAGUGGAUGCGUACACUAAAUGGCCGGAAGUUUUUAUAGUAAAUAAUAUCACGGCAGAUACUACGAUACAAAAAUGUCGCGAAGCUUUCGCUAGAUUCGGUUUACCAAUGCAAGUUGUGUCAGACAAUGGACGUACCUUUGUAUCCGACGAAUUUCAAAAAUAUUUACAAAAUAAUGGAAUUACCCAAAAACUAACAGCUCCUUAUAAUCCAGCUACAAAUGGGUUAGCCGAACGUUUCGUACAAACGUUAAAGAAGGCUUUACGCACAAUAAAUACAUCAAAUUCAAAUUUACAAGCAGCCCUGCAGCGAAUACUAAUGCAAUACCGAAUCACUCCGCACUGUACAACAGGAACCUCUCCGGCGGAAUUAAUGUAUAAUAGAAAAAUUAGAUGUAGUUUAGACAUAAUGUGCACUAAAAAUGACGAAAAGGGACAAGAAUACGAUGUUGAAAGCGUGCGAAAUUUUAAGGAAGGGGAGAGAGUGAGUUGUAGAAAUUAUCAAUGCGGAGAUAAAUGGAUUUUCGGUAGAAUAUUAAAGCGUAUUGGAACGUUACAUUAUACGAUUAAAUUAGACGAUGGACGAACUUGGAAGCGACAUAUAAAUCAGAUGAGACCAAUUGGAGAAUACACACCUUCACGUUUAUUGUCCGAAGAUAAAAAUCCAAGCAGAUACAUAGAUUAUGCAGCAAAUACAGAUCCCCAGCAAGCUGUGGAUCCGUUAAGAAAUAAUAGAGUAGAAGAACCAUGCGUUGUAGAACAACCGAUUAAUGUACAACAAAUUCGUAGAUCAGAUAGAACUAGAGCACCGCCUAUGAGAUACGGUGACUUUAGAGUUCAUUAA
Molecule: messenger RNA, 3921 nt
Organism: Osmia bicornis bicornis
Lineage: Eukaryota; Metazoa; Arthropoda; Insecta; Hymenoptera; Megachilidae
Exons: 2
Coding region: 1-3921 (1306 amino acids)
Biological process (GO): DNA integration
Molecular function (GO): zinc ion binding; nucleic acid binding
Source: RefSeq, a predicted model, not a curated record